Molecule: messenger RNA, 3146 nt
Organism: Gasterosteus aculeatus aculeatus (three-spined stickleback)
Lineage: Eukaryota; Metazoa; Chordata; Actinopteri; Perciformes; Gasterosteidae
Gene: stat2
Product: signal transducer and activator of transcription 2
Biological process (GO): signal transduction; regulation of DNA-templated transcription
Molecular function (GO): DNA-binding transcription factor activity; DNA binding
Source: RefSeq, a predicted model, not a curated record
CAAAGUAAACAAAUAUUGAGGAAAUAACAACCACACCGAUUGCCUGCUUUAGUGUUGGUCGCCGACGUCUAGAAGCACAACUGAAGUCAGCUAGUUUUUUAGUCAGCUGGUAACGAUAGAAAGAUAACUAUGUACCUGUCUUAAAUGAGCGGUUAGCCAACGUUAGUCUGUACGACAGUUAUAAGUGGACUGCCUAACCGCAUUAAGUAAGCCUCAGGAUGGCUCAGUGGGAGCGACUCACACAGCUGCCCGAUGCUUACAAACAGCAGCUGGAUGAGCUCUACAACAGGGAUGCCUUGCCGAUGGAUGUGAGGCACUACCUGUCGGCCUGGAUCGAGAAGCAGGAGUGGCAACGAGCAGCACAGGAUCACGACUUUGCGAUGGCACUGUUUCAGGUCCUGCUGGAGAAUCUGGACAUACAACACAGUCGCUUCGUCCAGGAGGAGUCUUUCUUAUUGCAGCACAACAUUAGACGCCGUAAACAGAACUUUCAGGGAUACCUGGAUGACCCGUGUGCCUUGGCAAACACAAUCCUAUGGUUUUUGAAAAAAGAGAAGGAAAUCCUGCAGAGCGCUGAUCUGGCUGAGCAGGUCCAGUUGUUGCAUGUAGCGGAAGAAGCCAUGGAAACAAGCAGCCAGCUGGACAUCGAGCGUAAAAUCGCUGGCCUUCGAAAUGAAGUUGAGUGCAUGGAACGUACAAUGUCCUGUCUGGAGGAGCAGCAGGACGAGUUUGACUUUAAAUUCCAAACCUAUAAAAUGGAAGCUGUGGUUGAUGAGGCUGCGAAAAGGAAACAAAUGCAAGUUUUUCAGCAACUUAUCAACAGGCUGGAUGAAUGUAGAAAGAGCACACUGUCAGAGCUAAAUAAGCUCCUCGAUAGGACUGAUACGCUGAUUGACAUAUUGGUGAAAAAGGAGCUGGUGGAGUGGCACAGGAUGCAGCAGAAGGCCUGCAUUGGCGCUCCAGAAAACGUUUGUCUGGAUCAGCUGGAGAAGUGGUUCACCUACGUGGCAGUGUGUCUGUUUCGGGUGCGGGAGUUUCUUGAUAAGCUGGAGGAGCUGGUAGGAAAAGUGUCCUAUCAAAACGACCCGGUGAAGUCCCAAAAACCCAAAAUGCAGAAGAGAGCAGAAACUCUUCUUAAAGACUUACUCCAAAGUUCCUUUGUGGUGGAGACUCAGCCCUGCAUGCCUCAGGGGAAAGGACCCCUGGUGCUCCGCACCAACGUCCAGUUCGCUGUGAAGACCAGGCUUCUUGUUAAGUUUCCUGAGCUGAACCACUCCAUGAAAGUGAAUGUGUGCAUGGACAGGGAGGCUCCUCAGAUCAAAGGAUAUCGGCGUUUUAAUGUCUUCGGGACCAAAAGCAAAGCCUUGAACAUGGCAGAGAGCCAGAGCGGGGGCAUGGUAGCCGACUUCAGGCAUCUUACUCUAAAGGAGCAGAAAAGUGGAGGUGGCGGCAAAGGAAUCAAUGAUAUUUCUCUCAGCGUCACAGAAGAACUGCACAUCAUCCACUUUGACACUUUAUUUGAGAUGAAAGGCUUGUCAAUUGAGCUGCAGGCCUCCUCAAUCCCGGUGGUCAUCAUCUCCAACUCCAGCCAGCAGCAGAGCGCCUGUGCCUCCGUCCUCUGGUUCAACAUGCUCAGUGUGGACACGAAGGAUGUCAUGUUCUUCGCCAAUUCUCCUGCAGCCACUUGGCCGCAGUUCGGAGAUAUGUUAAGCUGGCAGUUUCUCUCUGCCACUAAACGGGGUCUGAAUGAGGCUCAGCUGGAAAUGAUUGCACAAAGACUCUUUGGAAAGCAGCAGACAUAUGACACCUGCAAAGUAACUUGGUCCAAAUUUAGCAAGGAAAAUACCCCUGACACAUUCUGGGCGUGGUUCGAUGGCAUCUUGGUGAUGGUGAAAACUUACCUUGAAGACCUGUGGAGGGAUGGCCUCAUCAUGGGUUUUGUGAGCAAAAGCAAAGAGAAGUACCUCCUGAAGAAGAAACAGAGAGGCACGUUCUUGUUGCGCUUCAGUGAAAGUGUCAUCGGGGCAAUCACCUUCUCGUGGGUGGAAAUUGACAUGAAUGGUGAGCCUGACGUGAAAACAGUUCAGCCCUUCAAUAAGGUCGACCUCUGCCAGAUUCCCUUCCAAGAAAUCAUCAGGAAUUUCCAGAUCUUAGAAGCUGAAAACAUCCCAGAAAGUCCUCUUCUCUACCUAUAUCCCAACACCCCUAAAGACGAGGCUUUUGGAAAAUACUACUGUGAGAAGACUGGAAGUGACAAUCCCUACAUACAAUACAUCAAAACCAAGCUGGUGUUUGUUUCAAAGGAGAAGACACUGGAGGCUAGGUCACCCAUGUCCUCUGGCAUGGCACAGGGUGAAGUCUUGGAGCUGAUGAGCGGCCUGGGUGGAGAGGCAGCUGAACCAGGCGGAAGUCCUUCGCUGCUGUCACUCUUGGAAACGGGUCUCCCUGAGCCCAUGCUGUCUGACUCUCUUGAACCCGCAGAUGAUCAGGCACUGAUGUUUUUCCAAACCCCCUUCGACUUUGUUGAUCCUCACCUCUUGCCAGAUGACCCAGCGCUGCACGAUUUCCCUCUCACAGGAUUUAAUUGCCUGCCCCCACAAUCCUGUGGAAGCAUUUUCCAAUAAGCCUCCGUUUUGGAUAUUUAACCAAACCACUAUCAUUCAUCAUCAGCUUUACUUUCAGCAACUUGCAUUACAACACCCACGUCACAUGGUUGUGGCAUACCUAGUAAAUCACAACAACUUUUUUUAUCUGAAAUACUGACUGUUAUAGAUGUUUUUCUUUUUAAUCAGCACUGUGCAGUUAGUCUCACUGAAUCCUGAUAUAUAAAUGUCUAUUUGAAGACACAAACUAAAUGAAUGAAUUAGCUGGCCUAAUUAGCUAGUGUCUUAGGGAUGUUUAUUAGACACAUUAUGUAAAUGUUACGUUAAGAUAAUAAAGCAAUGAUUUAAAACUGCCCAUGUAAGCAAAUUACAUUGCACUAAGUGCACCUAAUUUUUGCCUAAUUUUCACCUAACGUUUGUUGAGAAUGCCCUUGAUGUUACUUUAUUGUUGCUACCUGCAGCUUGUGAUACACUGUUCUGACACAUCGCACUUCCUCCUUUUUAAGUUAUAUAUAUUGCCAAUAAAAGAUAAAAGGUAAAUAA